CUAGUAUUGAGAGGCAAUAAAAAAAUAUCAGAAUUCUAUGAAGCUAAAGAUUGUGAGACAUACUUGUUGGGGUGCCUUCUGCUCUCCAACACACUGGAGCACAAGUCAUGCACACACCUCAUCUAAUUGGAUCAAGGGAUUUAGAAGGUGAAGACUAGGUUAAUUCUUCAUCAUUCACAUCCCAUCCUCAUAAAUUAUUAUACCAAAUAAGAUUAGAUGAUGGUGUUCCUAUAAGAGAAUCAAACAUGGCUUCCCUAACAUGUCCCAUCCUAGCUACUCUGCUCCAAACUCCCAGUUGAUUGACACCUCAAGAACAGCAAGAUGGCAUAAGUAGGUAAGAUUGCUUUCAGAAGAAUAGAAUCUACCAUGGGAGAGAUGAAAUCGAGGUGGGUUGUUUGCCUUGCGGGGUAUGUGUCAGCACAAAUCCCCAAAGUGGCAGUGUACAAUCUUAAGCAUAUCUGACAGUUCAUUAGGCCUUCCUUCCUUCCUUCUCAUGGUUAUUUUCCAGUUCAAAGAUCCCUGAAUCAGAAACCUUUACAUCAAUUGUCGGUGUACAAAGAUUCAGCAGAUCGAUCUGCCACCACAUCAGUGUGACAGUGGAAUGGCAGCAUUUGGUCCCCAUUCCCUUUUGUUUUGUGGAAAGUAGUAAGCAUCGGACCUUAAAGAGUACUUACUGAUCUAAGUUGGCAGAUCUAAUAACACAGGACUAUAAAAUUCCCCCGCAUGGGCAUGUGAUUGGACUCUUUCCAACAUCGACUCUGAGAGGGAAGGAGCAGAGCAAGGAAACUAGGGUUCCUAGCAGAUGAAUGCUGCAGCAUCUCGGCAACAACAAUUCAACAGCUGCUGAUCGCGGUCGCCAGCGGUGGGAUCGAUGCAGUGACGCUCCGGUAUCACCGUGGAUCCAAUGGCGCAGCCGAGCAGGAGCGGCGACAGCUGCGGGGAGAUCGAGGAGCUGGGAGAGACGAUCGACGACAUCGUUCCUGGCAGGGGGAAGCCUGUCGUCAUCGACGUCGACGACGACGUUUACGUGGCGGUCGGGAAGGGGAGCUCGAGCAUAGUUGCGCUGUCGUGGGCGCUGAUGCAUGCCGCCACCAAGCCUUCCAGCUUCGUCUACCUCGUGCAUGUCUUCCCUCCCGUCCAUCACAUCCCAACUCCAUUAGGACUGCUACCGAAGGAGCAAGUGAGCCAAGCACAGGUGGAGUCCUACAUGCAUCAAGAAAGAGUUAAGAGACAAAACAUGCUGCGCAAGUUAUUGGAUCUAUGCCAAUCUUUUGAGGUGCAAUUUGAUACUUGCCUUAUUGAGAGUGAUCAGAUUGUAAAGGCUGUCACAGAGCUUAUUCCAGUGCUCCACAUAAAAAGAUUGAUUGUUGGGACCUCGAAAUCCAACUUAAGGAAGUGGAAGAAAGGAAGCUGUAAAGCAGUACAAAUACAGCAGAAGGCACCUGCAUGUUGUGAGGUCAAGAUCAUAUGUGCUGGAAGACAAGUCUCAGCUCCUGAUCAAUCCGUGUCAUCUUCCCCAGCUUCGGAUAACCCUCACAGUGAUAAGAACACAGAUGGUGAGACAAGAAACAAGAAGUCCAAGGGCACAGCAGACUGUAGAUGCAUACCAGUAAAAUUAUUGUGAUCUAUGAUUACUUUCCGCCUGCUAUCAUUUGUCAUGAUAGGGUGGAACAUGGGAUUGUUCUAUAUAGUAAAUUGUGUGUGAUAAUAAUA
Molecule: messenger RNA, 1713 nt
Organism: Musa acuminata subsp. malaccensis (wild Malaysian banana)
Lineage: Eukaryota; Viridiplantae; Streptophyta; Magnoliopsida; Zingiberales; Musaceae
Product: U-box domain-containing protein 35
Source: RefSeq, a predicted model, not a curated record